UCAACGGAAUGACGGUAGGCAAUCUUCAAAAGUAAUUCCAAAUAUAAAUAGUAUAUUUACUAAUUUAAUUCUAUUGUUUUUCCCGUUAUAGUUGAAGUUUCAUUAUUAUAUUAAUUACUUUCAAUGAAUACAUUUGUUGAAUUUAUAUUUGAAACAGAAAAUAUGACGCAGAAUAUAAAAUGAAGCCAUCACCUGAGGUCUGUUGUAUUAUAUGCCAAUUAGUUUUUUGCUGUUCCAAAUGUCGAUGGAAUCACGAGAAAAUCGCACAUAACCUUUUAUUUGAUUGCUCAAUUUGCCGUGGUAGUAGAUUUCUUUGCAAACCAAACGAAUUAGAAGAAUUUUUUUUGUGUCAUUUAUGUAAAGAACAUUUACCCCUACAGUGUAAAAAGUGUAAUAAGAUUUUUAAUAAAAUGGAAGACUUCUUAAACAUAGAUGAAUGUAUCACUAUUUCAGAACUACUGAAUUUAGAACAAAAUGUCAGUAAAUAUCAAUCAUCAUUUGAUGUUGAUAAGAAAUUUGAUUCAUUAUAUGAGAAAACAAGAAACAACAAUGAAUGUGAUAAUUUUGAAGGUAUAAUAUCACUAAAUAAAUCCAGCAAAACUGCUGUAAUAACACCCAUCAUUAGAAAAAAACAUCUAGUUGAUUACGAAUGUAGUGAAAGUGAAUCUGAAGAUCCUAAAAAUGAGAGUGAAGGAACACCUUAUCCUAAAUUAGUACCUAAAACUCCUAGACUGAAACGGCAAAGAGCGGCUACGCCUCAUACAAAAAAAGUUCUUACUUUAUUAAGACAAAACGUUGUAGAAGAAUAUGAUGAAACUAGUGAAAAUGUUGAUUAUAAUGGCUCCGCUUCAACAAAUAAAACUACGCCAUCAAGAAAUGAAAACAUUGAUAUUAUUUCAGAGCCUCAAAAAGAAAUGACUACACCAACUUCUCACUUGCAACCUAAUAUUUUGAAAUUAGUACAAACAGUUACUACAAGUACCCCGACACAUCCUGUUUCUAAUGGAUGGUCCAUAUUUCCUGAACAAGGCGCUGAUUCUCCACUCUCUGAAAUUGAGACUGCUGACAGUCCAGCCCAAAGUAUUACUAACGAGCCAUCAAAGACAGAAACAGAUAGUGUGCCUCCGAAAUUAAAGAGUAUUAUUGUCACUGGUAGUCGAAUACGUAUUGGGAGUCAAGAUAGCUCAGAAAAGCAUGUUACGUUCCAAGAAUCUACAAAUAAUACAGAAAUAUCUUCUGCGAAAACAAAAAAAGUACAAUUUGCUGAAGAUACAGUUUUUGAACCACAACCAAAGAUAAAUCGAGUAUAUCGAAAACCGAAGCGCAUGCUUACUCCAGGACCGCAGAAGCCUAAAUUCUGUCAUAAUCCUAGAUUUCAAGCACUUAUCAAUCGAUUUGAAAAUAAAGGGAUUACGUACGCAAGGACUCCUGUACAACCCACCAAAGAAAAACCCCUUGAAAGUACACCACCGGUCGGAGAUCAUACGAACAUGUUAGCACGCGCUAUAAAUUUUAAAGAAGAUAGUCCCGUGGUUGAUCAAGAUAAUUUAUCAAAGGAAUCAAAUGAAUUAUUUAAAACUUGUCACGAUUCACCCGUACAAACCAAUAUCAAUAAUGCUAUAACAACACUCACGGCCAAUAUUGCAUGUACUCUGCAAAACUGUCUCACUACCGCUUUGAAGACUAAUGAAGAUGAAACAGAGAUACAAUUUAAAUUUGUUAUUACAAAGAAAAAAGUUAGCGUUAAAAGAAUCGUUGAUGAUGUUGAUGGAGUUGUUGAAAGAUCGAGUGAAAUUGAAAGAAAUUCAAGCCCGAAUAAAGAAAAUAUCUGGUCAACUGUGGCAAAAGCAGUGAAGAAUGUUUUCUGGGGAGACCAAGGCUCCAAUUUAGCUGUAACAACACCGCACAUGUCAUGCGUAAGCAAUACGUCGUCAUCAUCGUCGACGUCAAAACGCAAAUGUGACGAGAUGUCCGACCCUGAACAGAGUCCACUGAAUCACAAGCGUCACAAAUAUGAUGGCAAGAUCCGAUGUAGACCGCCACUCAGACGGAGUAAGACCUGGGGUGUAUCUACUUUAAGGAGUUCACAAUCGGCAGAACAACAUAGUUUACUCAAAGAGAUUUCUACGUGCAACGAUGAUGUUAUGAAUCAAAGUUUCUAAAAAAAUCUUCAAGUUUGUUUUAAAAUACCUUAUUUAUUUUAUUUUAACUGUUUUAGAGUCUACAUCUUAAUUGUAUUGAACAAAAAAUAAAAUAUUGUAAAAGAUAA
Galleria mellonella (greater wax moth) is the source of this 2269-nucleotide messenger RNA. RefSeq lists its product as uncharacterized. The record is from RefSeq and is a predicted model, not a curated record. The coding region runs from base 180 to 2162 and encodes 660 amino acids. The transcript has 6 exons. NCBI's taxonomy places the organism in Eukaryota, Metazoa, Arthropoda, Insecta, Lepidoptera, Pyralidae.